GCUGUCUUCAGCGGGAAAGGUUGAUCCCUACGGAUCCACUGCCGCAGCAACAUUCAUCGUUCCCUGGCGUAUUCGGUGUGGUGAGGUGUGCCAGCCUUGCUGGGAUCACCAGCUGGCAGCGUGGCAUUUGGGUUGUGACUUUCCUAAAUUGCAUCAAGUAAUGGGAAACCAGACAUAGAUGGGGAAGGUUUUUAUUCUGGCCAUGAAAGUAGUAAGGUGUUGUAUUGCUCUGUGGGCAGGUGAUCCCAGGUAUACCCAGGUAUAACAGGAACUGGUGCUGUGUAGAUAUCCCUGCUCACACUUUCGUAAAAAAAGCCUCUAUUUGUGACUAAUGUAGUCCUUAGCUUCUGUCUGUUUAUUGAAAUGUGGGAUUGUAACGUACUCACAUGCUGCACUGUGUUUUAAUUUAGCUAUAUUUUGUCCGGGGAAAAAAAAAAAAGUAUUUAGCUUCUGUGAAAGUAAUUGUCCAGUAAUUUGAAAACCACAUACAAGGAUUUUGAAGUGUGAGGAGAAACCUGUGACUCCGUUCUGCUGACUGGUUCUCUCCAGCCAUUUUCUGACUUGUUAGUUGAUUUACUUGCACCUAGUGAAUAGCUUUUGUUUUUUUCUCGGGUCGUUGUGAAUGCUGGCUGCACAAAUAGUUAUCGAUGGCAAUGACAGAACAGGAAGUUAAACUGGAAAUUACAAACAGAACAAUACCUUUUUUCUGUUCGACAACACUGUGCAUCUUCAAAGCCCCAUUUGUUAUCUGAAGUGAUCGUAUCUGUAGUUUUAAUGAGGUUUUCCAAUUGAACUUACGAAUGAGACUCCUGUAACUGAUAGUGCUCAUUAAAGUAUAAUUUGAAGGUUGCAUUCAGUCUGGAUUGGUAUCUAUUGCACAGCAAAAACAAAGCUUUUUUAAGGCAAAAAAUUAGAGCUGUUGUAAUCAGUAUCUUGUGCCUCUAAUGGAUGUUCUGUGAUAGGCUGUCUAUACAGUGAAAGUAGAAAACCUACUUCCAAGCAAGUGUUCUUGAAUACUACUUUUUUUUUCAUUAAUCAGACAUUUCCUUCUGAUGUGAGUAGUUGGUAAUGUUGCUUAAUAGGUAGACUUAUAAAUAUUCAUUUUGCAAAGCAAGACUUAGUUUGUAGUUUGGAAAUGUAGUCACAAGAUUGACUUGCAUGGAUAAAGUGGUGUUUGCCUGAGCCUCAGUCGAUGAGCAAGGUUAAGUUUUUCAAGUGUUUUCAAGAGAAAUGUUCAUGGUUUAUUAUUCUUGCUAAUCUUUCCUGUAGAGGAAGCAGGCAUACUGUUUUUACUCUUAAGUUCCCUAUUCUAAUUCUAGUAGUUAUUAUAUAUCCCUGAUUCUUUUCAGCCAACUCUUAGAAUUUUCCCAGCAGAUUAAGUUGGCAACUUGAGGUCAGAGGCAAUAAGAUAGAAGCAGCAAGGAGAAGAGACUUGCUCUCAAAGGGAUCUCUGGGGAGAGGACUGGAUAAGGCAAUUAGGUGGUACAAAAUCACUGUGGUAUGUUCUUCAGUCCAUAAGGGUUGUGAUUGCGUGGGAUCUUCUAGGUAGAGGAAUGGGUAAUUGUGUAGCAGAUUAGGGAGAGUACUAUGAAGUUCACUGUCAUGGUGUGGACUGGUUUCUGUGACAAAUUAAUGAAUCUGAGCUUUAAUUCACUGCUACUAGGCAAUAUUUUGAAGUGUGUGCAAAGCUUUGAAGACUCUGGACAGGGUAACUAAACUAUAUAUUGUAAUUACUGUCAUUUUUUUUUUAAUGUUUCAGUGUCAUGUUCGUUAUAAAGGUGUUUAAACUCAGAUGAAGGAGUCAAAUCCCGCUUGAGAUGCUGCAAACGUAAAGUAGCUGGCAGUCCUUUGAAAGCCUUAUCUAAACAGCCACAGCCAGCUGACCUUAAAACCUUCUGUUCUCCAGUGUGAGAAGUGGACAAGAUGUGUCUGUUUGCUUGCCAGAAUACAAAAUGUCACACAACAAAUAGAUGGCACCCUGAGAAGGGAAGGUCAGAAAUCAGUCUACCCAGGAACACGUUACCGGAGCAGCGGAGAGAAAAAUAAGGAAGAUUUCUUCUGUCAAGCCAAAGACUUGCCAUGUCUUACCAUUACAAUGAAGCCUUUGAAAAUCCAGCCUACCGCUUCUCAGAGACACUGGAAGUUGAUAGGAGCAGGAAUUAUCAAGAGAAUCCAUUCUCUUACCAAAACCCCUACGAUUCUUCAUCAUAUAGUUACCAGGGAGAGCACAGAGGAAGAAGACAAAAUUAUACUCCAGACAUACCAAUGGCUUCUCUGAGACACAACUCUGAAUACAGUGACAGUUUACCAAGAGUUGAAGUCCUGAGCAGAAGUGGAAGGUCCCACGAUAAUCUUUCCUUUGAGCCUGAGCCAGAGUUGGCAUACAACCCACAAUCUUCCUUCAGUCCUCUGGAUGACCCCUAUACUCACAGAUUUUCCAGUGCAUCAGAAGAUGACUUUGUUCGGAGACGCAACAGAAGACCAUCUGACGUCACGAUGUUUUCAACCCAGUCUCAAGCAACUCCAGUGUGCGGAGAAGAGGAAAAAUUAGUUGGAAGUCUUGCAAGCAUGUCCAAGCAUGAGAGGAUUAAAGCAAUCCAGAAAAUGCCAGAAAACAUGAAAAGAAAGAGAGAGAUCAGGAAUAAAGUUCUCAGAGAAAUAACAAAGAAAUCAGGGGGCUGUGGUACUCUGUGUGGCUGCUGUACACACUGUAUGCGCAGAGCAAAAGUGUCAUUUCGGCGAUUCAGAAAUAGCCUGUCAGAAUAUUUUCACCGACUGAAUUUCUGGCACAAGACUCUGAAGAUCAUUGCUGGAGAGUUUGGAACAAGCGUUCUUUCUUAUUUUAUUUUCUUGAAAUGGCUGCUGAAUUUCAACAUCUUCUCAUUCCUCAUAAACUUUGGUUUCAUCACAGUCCCUCAGUUUGUUACAGCAGAACCAAAUAACCUCUCGUUCACGGGUCUGGAGCUGCUCACUGGAGCUGGUUAUUUUCAACAAACAGUACUCUACUAUGGCUUUUACACCAAUGCUACAAUCAGACAAAGGAAGAAUGGUGCAUCUUAUAACAUGCAGUUGGCCUACAUUUUCACUGUUGGAAUAUAUUUUGUCAUCUGUUUGCUUAUCUUGUUGUUCAGCAUGGCAAAAUCCUUCCACAGAAACUUUAUUAACACUCAGGUGUACUCUGGCAAUGCAAGCAAACUUCUCUGCGCUUGGGACUUCAACAUAACUAAUGAAAAAGCUGUGAAGUUGAAACAAAAGAAUCUCAGCACACAGAUAAAGGAAGACCUCGCUGAAGGAAAAAAAGAAGCUCCAAAACUUUCUGUAACAGAGAGAAUUGUUCGUAUUCUUAUCCAUCUUGGGUCAUGGGCUGCUUCCCUGGGAACAGCAGUAGCUGCAUGUGCUGGUGUUUACUUCCUCUCCAUUAAUAAUCUACAGCUCUUUAUGAAGGGGUAUAGAAAUGACCUGGAGAGCCAAGCUGCCAUGCUGGUGCUAGCCAUUGUUACAUCCCUCCUCAAUGUCGUCCUCCCGUUCUUCUACUCAUGGCUUGGAAACCUGGAAAAAUUUCAGGAUCCCAAAAACAAGAUAUAUGUCACUAUUGCCAGAAUUAUAAUCCUGAAAAUAUCCAUUAUUGGAAUACUGUGCUACUACUGGCUUAAUGUUGUGGCUGCAUCGGAGUCACAGUGCUGGGAAACACUGGUUGGCCAAGAUAUCUAUCGUCUUGUGUUGGUUGACUUCAUAUUUUGUUUGCUUGGCUCAUUCUUUGGGGAAUUUUUGCGAAGAAUUAUUGGAACUACAGUAUAUAUACGCCUUGGGGUGCCAGAAUUUGAUAUUGGACGAAGUGUUUUAGAUUUGAUCUAUGCUCAGACUUUGACCUGGAUUGGUAUUCUCUUCUCACCUCUGCUGCCUGGUAUCCAGAUGAUGUCAUUUUCUAUUUUAUUUUAUGUGAAAAAGGUCAGUCUGAUGAGGAAUUGCCAACCUCCUCGCAAAGCCUGGAAAGCUGCUCAAAUGACAACAUUCUUCAUGUUCCUUCUGUUUUUCCCUUCCCUGAGUGGAGUCCUGUCUGUCAUUGCAAUCACUGUCUGGAGGUUGAAACCUUCAAAAGAAUGUGGUCCUUUCCGAGGUCUGCCCUCUAUAUACGCAGCAAUUUCUGAGUGGGUAAAAAUACUGGAAAAUUACAUUGAUUCAAAAUGGGUAGCAUGGAUCUACUACAACUUAAUUACAAGUGAACUUUUCUUCUUCAUCCUCUCUGUCCCUAUCCUAGUUUUUACUUACCUUUACUGGCAAAUAAUAAAAGGAAGAAAAACCGUGGCCAAGCUCUUCCUUGAGCAAAUUGUUAAUAAAGGAAGAGAUAAAAGGUUUUUACUGGAACAAAUACGGAUGCUACAGAGAAAACAAAACCCAUCUGCACCAAGAAGACAAGACCAGCAGAGAAGCUCUUGGUUAGACCACUCAUCCAUGCCACCUGCCCAGCAAGAACCAAACUACCUGGGAAGGACGUUCGACAGAAAUCGAAAUGCAUCCUACGAUGAGUAUCCUUAUUCUGCUGGGAUCUCGAGGGGGACUGGCUUCCCAUCUGAUUGGGAAACAUCCCAGCCAAGCAGCAGCUCAGGGAUGUCUGAAGCAGUGGCACUCGCCCUGCGUGCGAGACAAGCAGCUCAAUUGGAAGAUUUGCAGGAUGACAUCAAUUUUCGACCAUGAGCAUGCACAGUCAGCAAUGGAUGCUCAGUAACCAAUGGAUGUUCUGCAGAAGGCAGCACUGAUUCACACGACUGAAAGAACCAUUGAUUUUUUUUUUUAAUUUUUUUUUUCUCUCCUCUGGUAGAAAAAAAACAGAGGUUGCAAAAUGUGAUCUGAGCCAACUUAGUAUUGGUCAAAUACAGAGAAAAUAAAAUUAAAGCACAGUUGUUUUUAA
This is a messenger RNA of Gallus gallus (chicken), 4909 nucleotides long. RefSeq names its product transmembrane channel like 5 (gene TMC5). The transcript is spliced from 24 exons. NCBI's taxonomy places the organism in Eukaryota, Metazoa, Chordata, Aves, Galliformes, Phasianidae. Gene Ontology annotation, cellular component: plasma membrane. The record is from RefSeq and is a predicted model, not a curated record. Gene Ontology annotation, molecular function: mechanosensitive monoatomic ion channel activity. The coding region runs from base 2080 to 4695 and encodes 871 amino acids.